AUGUUGCAAGAAGAGGUUGAAUUGUGGAGCCACAAUCCUGUAGAAUGCGUGAAAGAGCUCAUUGGCAACCCUUCCUUCAAAGAAGAUAUGGCCUACUCACCUGCCAAAGCAUAUGCAGACCGUGUGGGGCAAGAUAGAGUGAUCGACGAGAUGUGGACAGUAGACUGGUGGGGCGAGAAACAGAAAGCCUUGCCAGAAGGUGCCAUGAUAGCACCAAUCAUUCUAUCUUCAGACAAAACAUCCUUGUCGCAGUUCCGAGGGGAUAAGUCAGCUUGGCCAGUGUAUAUGUCCAUUGGAAACAUCACCAAAGCAAAAAGGCACCAAGCAUCAGCGCGAGCAACUGUUCUUAUUGGUUACUUACCAGCAGGCAAACUUGACUGUUUCACACCCGACACAUGCUCCUUGGCCGGAUACAGGCUCUUCCACCAUUGCAUGGCUCUACUGCUCCAACCUCUCAUCGGUGCUGGAAAUGAUGGUGUUGAAAUGGUGUGUGUGGACUCGUGGGUUCAUCGUGUCUACCCAAUUCUUGCAGCAUACAUCGCCGAUUUCCCGGAACAGUGUUUGGUCAGUUGUUGCAAAGAAAACCGAUGUCCGAAGUGCCUUGUAGCAGUGAAUGAGCAAGGGGAUGCACUCAACUCGGCAAUGCGUGAUCCAGAGUCAACAAAAGAUAUCUUGCACAGGCACAAGAUUGGUCAGCAUCCUCCGGAAUUCGAGGCGAAUGGUCUACGUGCCGUUUACAAACCAUUCUGGGCUGAUCUGCCUCACGUGGACAUUUUUCUAGCUUUCACACCCGAUCUUUUGCAUCAACUUCAUAAAUGUGUGUUCAAAGAUCACCUUGUGAAGUGGUGCAUCGAUAUUAUUGGGGAGGACGAAAUGGACGCACAUUUCAAGGCAAUCCCUGAAUUAUCCCGGGCUUCAACACUUCAAGAAAGGGAUAUCGAGUUCAAUCACAGUUGUUUGGCUGCAGCUGACGGCUUUAACACAGAACUUCCCAAGCACUUACAUAUUGAUUUCGCAAAGGAUUCAUACUGUGCUAGCAACAAACGGGACUAUGAAAAACAAAUGGCUUUGUGGCUCCAAUGCCAAGAAGCCGUGUUUUUACGUAGCGCAUACCUGGAUUGGUUGUCACAACAGCCUCACUCCAAGUCAGCUGCAGGUCUCAGCAAAUGUCAUUCAAACCCAUAUGACUUCAAUGCAGAUUCGGACACAGACUCGGAGUUGGAAACACCAAAUCUGCCCGCCGCUGAACCACUUCAAGCAGCCCAUGUCCUUGCAAAAGCCCCUGCGCAUCCUCACCAAUCAGUUCAAACCAUCAUAACAGCACACGGUGCUACUGAGUUCCUCCCUGCUCUCUGA
Molecule: messenger RNA, 1356 nt
Organism: Suillus paluster
Lineage: Eukaryota; Fungi; Basidiomycota; Agaricomycetes; Boletales; Suillaceae
Exons: 3
Coding region: 1-1356 (451 amino acids)
Source: RefSeq, a predicted model, not a curated record